AUGGCUGGCAGUGUCCAAGGGUCCGCAAUCGACGACAGUUUCGAAACCCUCACAAAUGCGCCGGAUGCAUGGGCAUCUGGUCACAAUGCGGCGCCUAUCCCAGUCGACUAUCAACACUACGUCGAGCCAGGAGAUGGACGCAGUGCUGUUGAUGACAGGUGCUUUACGGAGUUUGGGGCAGUCGAAUAUCCCCACCACAACAACAAUAACAUGACCAGACCAGCGGAGAGUGAUCAGAAGCGCCACCGAUCAUCGACCAAGACAGCAGCCCAUGGAAAGCGCCGUCCGUCGCCUAGCUUCCGCAUUCGCAGCAAGGAUGGAGAUAGUGUUGUUGUUAGCAACCCAUUUGUGCUGCGCAAAACAUGUCGCCCUCCGCCCAGCGAAGCUGCCCCGUCCGAACAGACGGAGGAGGCAAGCCAGCAUUCUUCUUCAUCAGCCGCUCGCUCGCGCACUUUCCAGAUCCGUAUCAGAGGCAAGAAUGGCGAGGAAGCCAUACAGGAGAUCAAGAGGCCCUUGCACUUCGCCUCUCAAUCCGGUCGUGCUCGUACGACUGUCGCUGGAGACCAAGCCGAUGCGGAGGAGGUCAAGUACUGGUCCGCCAGCUCAUCACACUCGUCUCCUCAACGUGAGCAGGGAGUCAAGAGUAAAUCAGGACUCAUAGCAGGACCCACUACACUCACUGACUUUGUCACCGACGCUACUCCGGGUGUUGCGCCAUCGUCAAUAGGCAGUUCUGUCAAGAUGUCAGGAGCUCUUCCAGACUCGUCACCUGCUCCAACUCCCGACUCCUCGAGAUCCCGACUCCUUCCUCCCGAGAAGCCAGCCAGCUCUAUCCAUGAUUCUAUUAUUUCUUCUUAUUCCCCGCGCUAUAACAGCAGACAAUCCAGUAAGGAUCUAUCUCGCUACACUCCUUCGAAGCACUCAUUCCAUACUCCUUCACAGAAGGCGGUUGUUAUAGUUCCGGAUGACUCCCUCGAGGGCUCCGUCACAGCAAGAUCUAUCUCAGCCCUGUCGACUCAUGCCAUUGUGUCGUCAAGGCCUAUGUCACCUGUUUCUUGCACUAGUGCUCCCUCAUCGCGAAGCUCUUCCAGCGACUCGGUCAGCAAGUUAUCCAGCAACCCAUCAGCCCGUCAAUCAGCCUCCUCUUAUGCCUCGACUCCAACCCAAUCAAUCAUGCCACCUCAGCAAGCUGCUACGGCAUCCCAGCACUCUGUCGUGACAUCCCCAAAACCUUCUAUACCACCAACACCUCGCCUGACAGAGCCGUGGCCAGCCAGCUUGUCGCAUUCCAAGCCAGAGUGGUCGAACCCAGAUGCCUACUACGAUUGGAAGGUGCCAAAUGACUCUCUGUACUCCGACUCUACUGUGAAGAGUGCGUCUCCGCCGUCCGGAUACUCCAGCCAUUCUGGCGGUGUGCUCUUACAGCACAUAGACACUUCAGAAGAUGAUGCUUUCUGGGAUCAAUCGCUUUCGGCCAUACCUUCAGCCUUCUCUCCUUUUCCCGAAGAAGGACACAUCAUCGAGAAUCGAUUCGAGGAGAUCACAUCAGAAACAACUCAACAAUCCACCCACAAGAGCCAGUCAACUCACCACACCCAAUCGCCUUCUUCUCGCAAAUCUCCCUCCGAAGAAAGCAAAAUUCGAUCAUCGUUGACACAUUCUCGACGGCCUUCCCGCUCGGCGUCUCGAAAGUCGAUACAAGAUGAGCAGACGUGGGAUGAAAUUUCGGCGCCUUUCAUCUCAGAAUGGGAAGACAAAGCACCUUCGGAGAACACGUCGCGCCAAACAAUUCAAGAAGAUACAGAAUCAGAGGUGACCGCAGAAUGGGAAGCGUUACCAUCCUCACAUCGCUCAAGGACCUCGAAAGUCUCUCGGGAAUCGACGUCGCGCCGCAGCCGAUCACACAGAUCCAGAUCCUCUCGCCAUUACUCUAGAGAAGACUCUGAACAGAGCUACGUAGACUGGGAAGCAGCAGAAACGACAGAGAAGGGCUCAAACAGAACUUCCAAUCCUUCAUCAGCCAUUAACAUCCAGGAAGAACUACUCGAAUACCUGCCGUCGCCUUCAGACGAUGGCCGACUUCCUCCACCUAUGCCAAUGCUCACUACCAUCUAUGAAGAGCCAGAGCCUAGCAAUUUCAGCCAUGCUCAAACCAUGCUCACCCAAGAGAACGUCACGCGCUUCGCAAGACCAGGUGCCAUCUCACCUCACCCAUUGAGUUCUGUUUCGUCUGCCGUGACAGCUCGUAAGCCACCUACAAUUGAACCUCACCGACUCGAGUAUCAGAGACCAUACGUUGAGAGCGACUCCACUACGAGUGGAUCUUCGGGUGCAGUCAGGAAUGGCCAUAGUCGUCGAAGCUCAAGAACAAAGAUAUCGGAUGAACAAGUCUAUCAAUCUGCACAAGAAGAUGGUCGUGGUCAUGGAAGUAGAGAAGGAGUGUUGGACGGUGCUCGUAGAGAGAGAAAGUCAAAGACUCCCGCCAAGAAGGGACUUGUUGGAGGAUGGAAGUUGUGGUGA
Molecule: messenger RNA, 2520 nt
Organism: Aureobasidium pullulans EXF-150
Lineage: Eukaryota; Fungi; Ascomycota; Dothideomycetes; Dothideales; Saccotheciaceae
Exons: 2
Coding region: 1-2520 (839 amino acids)
Source: RefSeq, a predicted model, not a curated record